ACUGGACAGAUAAUACUACUGAGGCCAAACUCGUUUCUAAAAGCGGCACACUUGAUUUGCCGGCUUGAACAGAUCCGGAACGCUCCUUUCGAUACCAUUUCGACGAUGGCACUUUUGGGGUGAAUCCGCGUCCAGGAAUGUUGACCGCACUGUGCAUGCUGACCUUCAUUGCGCUUUUACAUGCGGCGCUGGUAUCGGCGGAACUACGGUUAUCCCAACGCGCUGGUAGGUGUUCUGUGGCUUGGAUCGCUGCGGUCUGGCUCAUUUGCUCGGAGUGACAAGUUACCGAGCUGUCAGCGGGUGAAUGGUUUGGCCGAUGCGGCGACGGCUACUCGUGGUGCAUAGUCGCCCCUUUACGUCCCGGCAACCGUGUCCGUUCGGAGUGGCGAAGUUCGCAUGCGGCGUGGCAGCAGUUGUUGCGUUUUUACGUACCCUGCGGCACCGGGCUUUGUUGGAUUUCCUCCGGGUACCGGUGUAUGACGAAUCAUUCUGGAAGGCAUCUCUGGACUCGCCCGCGCUGACUUUGACUCGCCGCCCGCCUUCCCCGCGACGAAUUGAAAACGCUCGCACUUUGGCUCGGGCGACGCGUACUGUACUGGCGGGAACACACAUUUGUGCCAGCGAACAGGUGACCAGGGGCCCAAAUGACGGACUCGGAAGCCGUGUGCUUCAGGAUGCUCGAAGAACUGAUGCAAGACACGGACGUCGUCGUGGAUCCCAAGAGGCAGGGCGUUAAGCAGAGCUUAGCAGGUGGGGGCAACGGCGUCUUGAGUGUCGUAUCUCCGGCUUCGUCGCUGGACGAAGGUCUCGGUUCGCCCAGUGACGACGUAGCCACCAACGGCAGCGCUAAAGCCGGGAGCAGUGGUAGCUUCGACGACGGUGGUAGCUCGACGGACGAAGCCUCGGAAGUCUCCGGCGUCGUGGUAACUCGUCGCGGGUCGCCGGUCAGCUGCUGCUGCGGAGACAACCGCGGCUUCGACGUACGGGACAACCAGAGGGACGACAUGACUGGUAUCGUGGUGGCCAACGGAGGCAGGUUUCCCUGUCUACACAUCGGCUUGACUGGUCUCCGCCACAACAGACGUUACUUCCUCGCCCUGGACUUUGUCGAAGUGAGCGGGGUCGACGCAUCUCUCCCCUACUGCUACACCGAGCCAUACUACACCCCGAGGCCUAACAACCUGCCGGGUUUACAGUGGACGGGCAACGUGCUCUACUUCAACCUCAACUCUAUCGCCAAUGGCGGGUUGCAAGAGAGUGGUACUACGCUAAAGGUGGGCGGGGAGUACGAGCCGACGCUGCGGCUCAUCGAGCUCCGGGAUGACCAGUGGCCGUCGGGCAGCUCGGCCAUUCGAUUCCCGCUGCGAGGCACCGCCUUCCUCGUCGUGUCGCUGAGCAGUGAGGUCCGCAUGAACAGAACGGCGCUGGCCAGUGAGUUUCUGCUGGUACGGAAAUCUGAAAUGUCCAGGAGCCGCUACCCGGCUGCCCAACAGCAGCAGCAACCGCAGUUGCCGCCGCCACAGCAGCAGCAGCCGCAGGAGUGCUGCCGCACCAGUCCCACGACUCGCAGCUUCCUUGAGCCGACGCCCAUGACCCCCACGACUCCACAGUCCGACUGGCGCCGACUGCUCGAGCUGCGCGUGGGGAGCCACCAGGCCGCAGGCCGCAGCUGUGGCGGCAGCCGCAGCGAGUAGGCUGAUGCGCGCGGCACCCCCGCACCACGGCUUGCAGGCCUUACCUUCCGUAUCGGACCCUCUGUCGGUGGGUGGAUGCAACGCACCUUCCUCGAUGAGGCCAGUGUACGCGUCCGCCAAGUCCGUGAUGCACGACCACUUCACCGGCGGCGUGUGGAAGUCGCUCCCUCCUCAGCCGCAGCCAAGCCACCACCAACCCACGCCUCAGCCACAGCCGCCAGUCGGCUCGUGGCACUCGACGUCCCGGCAACCGCACAGCUGCCUGGCGCCGGGCGCGCAUCUCGAAGCCCUGCUGCACCAGAAUCGGGAGGUGCGUGUACAUGCGCACGAAUCUCAGCGUAGCUGCACUUCGAUGGAUGCGGAUUAGCACCUCAGUUGAUGGUCCCAUUCUUCAUCGUACGGGGAUUUCUUGAAUGAUUUUUUGAGCUCUCUGCU
Molecule: messenger RNA, 2129 nt
Organism: Rhipicephalus microplus (southern cattle tick)
Lineage: Eukaryota; Metazoa; Arthropoda; Arachnida; Ixodida; Ixodidae
Biological process (GO): regulation of DNA-templated transcription
Molecular function (GO): DNA-binding transcription factor activity
Source: RefSeq, a predicted model, not a curated record